Dothidotthia symphoricarpi CBS 119687 is the source of this 1017-nucleotide messenger RNA. Its product is annotated as glycoside hydrolase family 43 protein. The record is from RefSeq and is a predicted model, not a curated record. The transcript is spliced from 2 exons. Bases 1 to 1017 code for a protein of 338 amino acids. Lineage: Eukaryota; Fungi; Ascomycota; Dothideomycetes; Pleosporales; Dothidotthiaceae.
AUGCAUCUCCUCCCCCUCCUCGCCCUUGCUCCCACCAUCCUCGCCGCGCCAUCCCAAUCCCUCGACUUCAGCAAACACGGCAUCACCCCCCGCGCCGCCAAUACCUCCCUCACAGGCUACCUAGGCGCCUUCUUCCUCGGCGACGCCCCAUCCGUCUACCUCUACCUCUCCACCGGCAACAACCCCCUAUCCCUAACCCCCCUCAACAACGCCGCCGCAAUCCUAAACGCCACGCUCGGCACAAAAGGCGUCCGCGACCCCUCCCUAAUCUCCAACGGCACCCAAACCAACUACAUAAUCGGCACCGACCUCGAUAUCUCAAAAACCACCUGGGACGCCUCCCAGCGCACCGGCUCGCGCUCCAUCUUCAUCUGGCAAAGCGCCGACCUCGCCACCUGGACAAACGAGCGCCUCAUCGAGGUCGAAGACCCAUCAGCAGGCAUGGUCUGGGCUCCCAGCGCGAUCUGGGACCCCGCACAAUCCGCCUACCUCGUCCACUGGGCUAGCAAGUUCUAUAACACCAACGAUCCGCAACACACGGGUACUCCGUCGGCGAUCCGCAUCCGCUACGCGUAUACAACGGACUUUAUAGCUUUCACCGCGCCGCAGGAUUAUAUCGAUUACUCGCCUACUAAUAUCAUCGAUCUGGAGUUCUUGUCCCUGGGUAACGGAUCGUAUGCGCGCUUCAUGAAGGAUGAAUCGGCGAAGACGGUCUUCAUGGAGAUCUCUACGACGGGCUUGUUCGGCACGUGGACGCGCCCUGGUGGCCCGAAUGCGACGAUACAUGCUGGUGUUGAGGGGCCCGCGCCGUACUGGGAUAAUGAGGUGGAGGGGAAGGCGCAUUUGCUGCUGGAUUUCUACGGGGGGGAUGGGUAUGCGCCGUUUGAGAGUGUGGAUGUGGAGAGUGGUGUUUGGACGGCGAGUGAUACGGCGGCGUGGCCGAAGCUGUUGAGACAUGGGAGUGUACUGCCGGUUACUGAUGCGCAGGUUGAGGCUGUGAGGGCGCGGUGGGGGUGA